AAACGAAGUCUGCGCACCGACGUUCCGCUAGAAAGUCAUUCCGCGGUGCUACACAUCACGUACAGCCAAUGUACCCUUUGAUGUUGCGUCCCUGUCAUGUAAUCGAAGUGACUGUGACAUGGCUGACCUACCAAGGGCUGUCAACCACCAGGACCUAGAGGACGCAAAACGUCCCGUGCUUAUGGAUGCCGAGGAAGAAGUGCCUCAAACUGCUCAGAAAACUAUGGAUUUAGUAUGUGAAGAAGACAUGCAGGAAGAGACACAAUCGAAGAAUCCAACACACUCAGAUGAGAAUAAACCAACUGAAGACGUCGCGCAUCCCACAGAAAGUUCUUUUCCGCAAGAUGACAAUGGACUGCUUGUGCGUGCAGUCAGUGAUUCUUUGGAGGAUGAACUUCAAGAUCAAAGUAUCAGAGAGCCUCUGAUACCUGAGGAGCCAGGUCCGGAUGUGGAAGUGGUUUCAAAUGAAGAAACAAACAAACUGGCAUCAAUCUCAGGAGAUGGAAAUCUUGAGCAAGUUGAUGGCCCUGAGUCUCCGAUCCAUGAGGAUUCUCAAGAUGCUUUCAACGAUACUGAAGUUCCAGGUGAGGUUGGACGGUGCACUGAGUCAGAAGAAGAAGGGCUGGAAUUCUACCAUCAGCUCUCGUCUGCACCGGAAACCUACGUGGGCUACCGAGGGCCCGUUGAAGACAUUGGCCCGGUAACAGAAGAAACUGAAAGAAUAGAAGAGGCUGGAGUUAUUCGAGGCAAAAGAUUGCUGGCAGCUCUGGUUCUGGUGUUCGUCGCCAUCUUGAUACAUCAUCUCGUCCAGCCAAAGCCUCAAGAGAAGAAGAAUUUGGGGCGAAUUGAUAUCUUCCUCAGAGAGAUGGAGCGAGCGCGGACUGAGUUUCCUCACCAGCGGGCAGACUUGUGGACCAGGAGCAGGAUCCACCUCAAGAGGCACCUCCAGUCAGCACAACCUUCAGAGCCAGUCAGUCUGAUCCUCACUGCUGGACUUCAAGCGAGGAGGACGCUGCGGUGUCUGUCUCAAAGCCUGGCCUCCGCCUACUCCACUGCGGUCAACGCCUCCGUCCUCCACAUCGACGGGGCGAGCAAAGCCCACACGGACAGCGACACGGUCAAACUGGAUAUAGACAAUCAGCUGCAGGGAGCCUUUGAAGGAAACAAACCUGUGGCUGUCAUUCACCGUUUCGAGGAGCUGCCCCCAGGAUCAACACUGAUUUUCUAUCGCUAUUGUGACCACGAGAAUGCAGCUUACAAAAACACUUUUCUUCUCUUCACCGUGCUGCUGAGCGAAGAAGAGAUUCCACCAAAGUUUUCUUUAAGCAUGGUGGAGGAGAUGGUUGACGACCAUCUGCAGAAGAAGUUCCUCACUGACAGUCAUCCCGUGGCUUUUGACAGGAUGGACCUGGACAAGUAUGGUGGACUGUGGAGCCGAAUUUCACAUCUUAUCCUGCCAGUGAUCUCAGAGGACAGAAUGGAGAUGGCAGGUUGCUAACAAAAUAUACAUGUUCAAUACUGGACCUUCUAAUCAAAUAACACUGCGUCUAUAAGGUACUCUCACCUUGACUACCUAAGUCAGCUGUUGCACUUGGAGUAAUAAUUUUUAUCUAGUCAUGGAAGACUCUUGAGCUAUUUUCAACUGUUUUAUUGUUAUUGUACAGUGGAGUGAAUGGCACUUUAUUCAUUUCAAUUAAAAGCAACUUGUUUAAAUGAAAUGCUGAAAGGUGGUGAAUGCUUGAUGGUGUGGGCCAUGGAUGUACCUGUCAUGUCUGUUGUUAGGAAUUGUCAUAUUACACUGCAUACAUUUUAAAGCUACAGGAGGAAAAUGCACUUCAAAAUAGAAGUUAAUAUAUUUUUUUGAAACGGUGACACUUGUCUGCCAUCAACGUGGUGUGGUUUCUGGGGACUUCUGCCUCACCAUGUGACUCUGGUUGAAUGUUAAGUGCCUUCAAAUCUAAAUAAAUGUUUCUCUCAUCAUCAGUGUCUUAAAGACAAAGCACGUUAAACCAUCACAUUGUUUUCAUUCCAUUUGUUCCAACUACGUAGGCGCUAU
Synchiropus splendidus (mandarinfish) is the source of this 2056-nucleotide messenger RNA. Its product is annotated as torsin-1A-interacting protein 2-like. The transcript has 7 exons. The coding region runs from base 119 to 1498 and encodes 459 amino acids. NCBI's taxonomy places the organism in Eukaryota, Metazoa, Chordata, Actinopteri, Syngnathiformes, Callionymidae. Gene Ontology annotation, biological process: membrane organization. Gene Ontology annotation, cellular component: membrane. The record is from RefSeq and is a predicted model, not a curated record. Gene Ontology annotation, molecular function: ATPase activator activity.